This is a messenger RNA of Cololabis saira (Pacific saury), 2482 nucleotides long. Its product is annotated as 60 kDa lysophospholipase-like. The transcript has 16 exons. The record is from RefSeq and is a predicted model, not a curated record. NCBI's taxonomy places the organism in Eukaryota, Metazoa, Chordata, Actinopteri, Beloniformes, Belonidae. Gene Ontology annotation, biological process: amino acid metabolic process. Gene Ontology annotation, molecular function: protein binding; asparaginase activity. The coding region runs from base 29 to 1741 and encodes 570 amino acids.
GCACUCCACCCGAAGGAGAGAUCUGUUGAUGAUCUCCUCGAAGAGCGGCGUGGAUGCUCCAACCGAGUCAAAAGUCCUGGUCAUCUACACCGGAGGAACCAUCGGGAUGGUACCUACCCCUGAUGGUCUCAAGCCAAAACCCGGUGCUCUUGUGGAGUACCUGCGCAAGCAGCCCAUGUUCCACGAUGAGGACUAUGCCAAGGAGCAUCACCUGGAUGACCUCAAGAACACUCUGGUCCUGCCAGAGACUAAGUCAAAGAAGAGGAUCAUUUACACGAUACUGGAGUACGACCCUUUGCUGGACUCCUCCAAUAUGAUCCCAGAUAACUGGGUCAAAAUGGGAAAGGACAUUGAGGACAACUAUUUAGAUUACGAUGGGUUUGUGAUCCUUCACGGCACAGACACGAUGGCGUACACGUCCUCUGCCUUGUCCUUCAUGUGUGAGCAUUUGGGAAAGCCAGUCAUUCUCACCGGUUCCCAGGUGCCCAUCUACCAGUUGAGGAAUGACGGCAGAGAAAACCUGCUGGGCGCAUUGAUCAUUUCUGGCGAGUUUGUCAUCCCUGAGGUGUGCUUGUACUUCAACAACAAACUCUACCGAGGGAACCGCGUCACAAAGGUGGACAGUGAGAGUUUCGAUGGAUUUUCCUCUCCUAACCUGGAUCCCCUGGCCACUGCUGAAGCGGAAAUUAAAAUUAAUUGCGACAUCAUUUGGAAGGAUCCCAACCCUGGCAAGUUUCAAGUCAGCACCAAGCUGAACUCCGAUGUUGGUGUGCUCAGACUGUUUCCGGGAAUCACUGCUGAUUCUGUGGAGGCUUUCCUGAAGACCAUGAAGGGCGUUGUCCUGGAGACAUACGGAAGUGGAAAUGCCCCCAACGACCAGCCUAAGCUGCUGACAGCGCUGAAGAACGCCACCGAUUCUGGCACCAUCAUUAUCAACUGCACACAGUGUCUGAGAGGUACCGUGUCGGCAUCCUAUGCCACUGGUCAGGAUUUGAUGAAGGCAGGCGUCAUACCUGGAGGUGAUAUGACUCCAGAGGCCAGCCUGACAAAGCUGUGCUACGUAUUGGCCAAGACAGAGGACAGUAGUGAAAGAAAAAAGAUGAUGAAGGAUAACCUGCGAGGUGAAAUUACCCUGCUGAAAAGAAACGAGCUGUGUCUGACCAACAGCCAUUUCAUCCAGAUCAUCGGCAAGUCGCUGAGCAUCAGCUGCAAGGAGGACCUGGAAGCCAUCAGUAACGCUUUGACUCCUCCUCUGGCAUGUUCUGCAGCCAAGAUUGGUGACAUUGGGGCCUUAGAAACCCUAAAAGACAUGGGUAGCAACUUGUGUCUGGGAGACUACGAUGGACGUACACCUCUACAUGUUGCUGCUUGUGAGGGACACCUGGAAGUCGUGCAGUACCUGCUCAGUCACGGAGCCUCGGUCCACGCUAAAGAUCGCUACGGAGACAACCCCCUAUCCAACGCUGUGCGCUUCAGGCGCAAGGAAGUUGUGAAGCUGCUGAGAAAGACGGGAGCCCACUUAUCCGGAGACCACCAUGAGGAAGCAGGAACUGAACUGUGCAGCCUGGCAGCCAGUGGUGACCUGGACGGCCUGGAAAUCUGGGUUCUUGCUGGAGCAGAUCCAAAUACACCGGGCUAUGAUGGAAGGACGGCCAUCCAAGUGGUCGAAGCUAUUGGCAAAACCGAUAUGGUGAAGUUUUUAGCGCAGCUCAUGAGCAAGAAAUCCGGGACCGGCGAGUGAUGGAAUUCACGGCCCCCCCGACAGGACAGUGAGCUGAUGGCACCGCAGCCGGCAGGCGUCCAUGUCCAUCCAUCUCCUGUCAAGUCGUCCUCUCAAACACCUUCCAGCCUUGUUUUUGAUUUUACCUUCUUUUUUAAGAAAAUGUCCACAUGACUUUUAAUGCCAUAACUGCUUCAGUCUGUAAUUUCAAAUGCAUUAACAUAUCAAGGAGUAACCACUUCUUUGACAUGUUCUUUCAUUCUUUGAAUGUACACUGUUUACGGAUGUGAACAUUUGGUUGUUACACAGUUGUCUUCUGUAUCUUUGAGGAAACAUCUUACUGGUCUGAAACUCUUCAUCAAAUGUUCUCAUUUCUUUGUAUCAACAACAGAAAUCUUAACCAGGGAAGUGUUGAUAAACUUCUGUCUUUUUUUUGUAUUGGAUACUUUGACAUGACUUCAUUAAGCAGAAUUUUCUUGUUCCAAAGUAAUAUAUUCCUGAUAUAUGUAUUACAGGGUAUAUUCACAGAUUUUAUUUUUAUGACUACUUUUGUACUGAGAAACUGGGAAGCGUGUUAACUUGGGAAAUUAUGGUUGUGUUUUUAUCAUCUUGGAUGUUAUCCAACUGCAACCCAUGUCCACCUCAGUCAAGGAACACAUCAGUCCCUGAAGAUGAGUUUUUCACUUCCUGCUGCUCAACAGGUAUCACCAAAACCUGACGUUUCCUUCAAGACUCAUCCAGCCUGUUUCUUGAAGCGUGGAA